ACCAAACGGAGUCAUGCAGGUAGCGCUCCCUCUGGGCCUGCUCGGCCUGCUGGCGGUGCUGGCUGCCAGCGCCGGCGUUCCGCCUCCUCCGCCACCUCUGCUGCAGCCUGACUCGAUGCCGGGUCACAAGCCGGGGCGCUGUCCGGAAACUGGACGUUGGCGUGGUCGGGGAAAGCCCUGCACACAGAAGACAGACAAAUGCCAGCAGGAUCUGGACUGCAGGGGCCCCAGGAAGUGUUGCCCGCGCACCUGUGGGCUUCGCUGCACCCGGCCCCGCCCCGUCUGUACGCCCAGCUGCCCGAAGGGGCUGAGGUGCAGAUGGAGGGGGGCCAAGUGCGGGGCACUGGGCUGUCCUCGCGUGCCCACCUGUGUCAAGCGCAGGCCCCGGCCCGUCUGUGUGCCCAGCUGCCCGAAGGGGCUGAGGUGCAGAUGGAGGAGGGCUAAGUGCGGCGCAUCGGUCUGUCCGCGCGUGCCCACCUGCGUCAAGCGCAGAAAACGGCCGAGGGCCCGGCCCGUCUGUGCGCCCAGCUGCCCGAAGGGGCUGAGGUGCAGAUGGAGGAGGGCCAAGUGCGGGGCACUGGGCUGUCCUCGCGUGCCCACCUGUGUCAAGCGCAGGCCGAGGACCCGGCCCGUCUGUGUGCCCAGCUGUGAGAAGGGGCUAAGGUGCAGAUGGAGGAGGGCCAAGUGCGGGGCACUGGUCUGUCCUCGCGUGCCCACCUGUGUCAAGCGCAGGCCGAGGCCCCGGCCCGUCUGUGCGCCCAGCUGUGAGAAGGGGCUAAGGUGCAGGUGGAGGAGGGCCAAGUGCGGGGCACUGGUCUGUCCGCGCGUGCCCACCUGUGUCAAGCGCAGGCUGAGGGGCCGGCCCGUCUGUGUGCCCAGUUGCCCGAAGGGGCUAAGGUGCAGAUGGAGGAGGGCCAAGUGCGGAGCACUGAUCUGCCCUCGCGUGCCCACCUGUGUCAAGCGCAGGCCCCGGCCCGUCUGUGCGCCCAGCUGCGAGAAGGGGCUAAGGUGCAGAUGGAGGAGGGCCAAGUGCGGGGCACUGGUCUGUCCGCGCGUGCCCACCUGUGUCAAGCGCAGGCUGAGGGCCCGGCCCGUCUGUGUGCCCAGCUGCCCAAAGGGGCUGAGGUGCAGAUGGAGGAGGGCCAAGUGCGGGGCACUGGUCUGUCCGCGCGUGCCCACCUGUGUCAAGCACAGGCUGAGGGGCCGGCCCGUCUGUGUGCCCAGUUGCCCGAAGGGACUGAGGUGCAGAUGGAGGAGGGCCAAGUGUGGCGCGGCCAAAUGCCCCCGUGCCCCCACUUGCGUCAAGAGCAGGGGCAGAUGGCGCAGGCCCACGUGUACCCCCAGCUGCGCGCAGGGUGAAAGAUGCCGCUGGAGGAAGGCCAAGUGUGGCGCGGCCAAAUGCCGUCGUGCCCCCACCUGUGUCAAGCGGCGACGCGAUUGGAAGCACUAGCUCCAGCUGGCAGCAGAGGAAGGAGCAACAGCAGGGGACCACGGUAACAGGGUUCCGCGCUCGUGCCAACCCACUUACAUGUGCGGCUUGCUCCAGUCCAGACCACCAACGCGAUGCAGGCGAUUCGAAAUGCGCAUCUUCCCUGGCGACACACCGCUAAGUAACAUGCCGGAAGCCUUUGGAAAACAGCGGGGCGGUAAACCCGUGCUGUCACGCAGCAAUUCGCCAUGUAUCAAUUCGCCAUGCAUCUGCCGCAACAACCAUCAUUUGCAUGGUCGCUGCAGUUGUCCGGCAUGUGGGAUGCUAUGUUUGGCGGUAUAUUCGGUGUGCACCCUGAGGUCACGAAGGCGGCUGGGUCUGCGCCGUUCAACCUAAUGCUUAGCUAGAUCGGAUGACAGCCAGCUGACGGGACAUCUCGACGCACGUGCCAUGCUUAAAUGUCGUUUUGUUAGCCUUAACGUCCGUGUCUAUUUUGUUAGACUCUUGUAUGUGAUGGUCGGCUGCGAUGAGCAGAGUGAAAAAAUGGAGAUGACAUUUAGUAGUCUUUGCUCAUAACACGGUGGGCAAAAAGCAGACGAGAAGGAUUCAAACAGUGGUUAUGUAUUCCGCUUGCGCCUUUAUCAGAACCUGAACAGAAAUGGUACAGAAACGCGACCUUGCUUCGCCCGACGUUUACUUGAUCCAGCUGGUUUGUGAGGAAUAAAGGGUCGUUGA
Messenger RNA from Pollicipes pollicipes, 2164 nucleotides. RefSeq names its product prespore protein Dp87. The transcript is spliced from 2 exons. Gene Ontology annotation, cellular component: extracellular region. Bases 14 to 1450 code for a protein of 478 amino acids. The record is from RefSeq and is a predicted model, not a curated record. Gene Ontology annotation, molecular function: peptidase inhibitor activity. Lineage: Eukaryota; Metazoa; Arthropoda; Thecostraca; Pollicipedomorpha; Pollicipedidae.